AUGAAAGUUCUCAUAGAAAUUCUGGUGAUGUCCCAAGCAUGCCUCUACCGAGCGGCGAAAAGAAGUUAUCAAGGCGACUUACCACCGAACUUCUGCUUCACCACAGAUGAUCCCUUCUAUUCUGGUCCAGCCACAUGUAAUCUAUUGCAUUACACACCGGCCGCUUAUAUGGCCGGCUUUAUAGAGAUGGCAAUGCUGGCAAGUGGAUCCAUUUGGUUUUGGCAACUACACAGCGUUAAUCAUUCUGUGGACACAUGGGUCGUACUUUGUAUGUUCGCUUUGACGGCCGCAGGAUUAGUUACAUCUCUUCUAAUGUUCUAUGGACUGAAAACUGAGCAGGCAAGGUUGCUGUCUCCGAAAUUGGCAUUCAUCCAGCUCGAGAUUACAAUUCUGAUGCUACUCGCAGCUAUCGCUAUUGUUGCAAUGUCUUUCGGUAUUUCACUUACUCAUCAAUUGUUCAGCGUGUUUAUAAAGUAA
Molecule: messenger RNA, 477 nt
Organism: Cooperia oncophora
Lineage: Eukaryota; Metazoa; Nematoda; Chromadorea; Rhabditida; Trichostrongylidae
Source: the annotation of a GenBank genome assembly